UGUAGGAAAACAAAAAAGAGCCAAUAUGACUAAUAAAAAUGAAUAUAAAUUUUAGAUAUUUACCUUGUAAAAAUGUCAAAACAAGAAACAGAUUGUGAAAUGAAAUUGAUAAAAAAUUUUACCAAUCGUCUUUUUUAAAUAAAAAAACUUCUGGGACGGAAUCGAGGAAUAUUCAAGAAUGACAAACAUCAAAGCAAGUCGUAAAGGAAUGCGACUGAACGAUGCGCAGUAUUUUCGAUUGCCUUUGCCGCACACGCGUAAGAAGAUGACGGUAAUACGUGUAAUGCCGCGCAUCGUAGACGCGAAUUACUCUUAUGUAAUUCAGGAUUCGACUACAAGUCCGAAUGCCGGACUCGAAAUAACGUCUCGAUGUCGCGGCAAGAUUUUGGAAUCGAAACAGAGUUCUGUUGAAAUAGCGCUCGUGACAUGCAACGGCUUCAAAAGCAUUGAUCAAAUUAAGAAAGGACGUCAGGACAUUUGUAUAGAGACCGAAGCUAUCAAGGUUUCCAACAAUCCAUCGUUCUUAACAUGGCAAGAAGAUAGUCUAUUGAUGGUCCCGAACGAUUCCGAGAAAUUCGCAGAAUUUCCGCAAGUCGAAGAUAAUCGUUGGGAAACCAUAUGGAAUUCAGAAGAAUUGCGAAGCCAGGUAGAGCGCAACUGUAAGAGCGUCGAUCGGAAACAGAAUUGCGGUGAUCGCGUUGUCGAGUUCACGGAGGAGAAGUGCAAUAGUUGGUGGAAAGAUAGCGGCCAAACAAUUCUACACUUUUUCGCCAAGAUACUGGGAAAACGCGGCGGAAUAGGCGCCAAGGGAGCAACGGGUUACGUUUUGCCUACCGGCAAGCAGCCUUGCAAGCGUGUCAAGCGUGUCUCAAGGGAUGGCAAAGGCUAUAAUGGAUGCGGAAGAGACGUCGAUGGGAGUAUACGCUUGAAGCGAGUCAACAACGGCUACAUUGGCUACAUUGCAAAUCACGUAUACAGGGACGAGACGAACCGGUACGGGGGCGUCGUGACGGAAAAUAAGUCGCGCGAGAAGCGGCAGCAUCAUCCCUCGAUUCUCGUGCGACAGAUACAGAGGACGCGUGACAAAAAUCUACGGAUUAUGCUGCUGGAACGAGAGCUGCACGCACAUUUGCCGAAAGCUGCCAGGAGGGAACUGCGACUAACUGCGAAGGUCCGACAAUUAAGCAGCCCCCUCUGUUAAAAUUCUCCUGUUUUAAGGAAACUGGUACUUCGAGAAGAAAUUUAAUUUCAGAUCGCGUAUUCGGCUCGAUUUUUGUCAUAAAAGCGUCUUAACACGUUCACGUUUUAUUUUAGCGUGGCGUAUAAUAGGAUGUAGACAAAAUAAUGUGAACAUCUGAGAAAUAUUUGUUUUAUUAACAAGAGGUUGGCUUAUCAUCUGUCUUUAAUCUGGGAAUAAUCAGUUGAUUUAUUAUAUCCCGUAUUAGCGAAAAAAUAAAACAACAAAAAACUCCAAAAAAAC
Molecule: messenger RNA, 1480 nt
Organism: Trachymyrmex cornetzi
Lineage: Eukaryota; Metazoa; Arthropoda; Insecta; Hymenoptera; Formicidae
Exons: 4
Coding region: 179-1201 (340 amino acids)
Source: RefSeq, a predicted model, not a curated record